GUUUGAGGUAGGCGGGUUGUUCUAAGUUUUUGCCUCCGGCGCUAACGGUACUGAGUUUUCAUGUUGCGCUCUGCUGGUUGAAUCCACUUGCUGUACACUAAGGUGUCCUUUUGUUUUCAAGGUGUUGAAAUUUUCCAUUCUUUCACUGGUAUUUUUAUUUGCGAGUUACCUUUCCAACCUCUGAUUUUUCAUCUAUCUUCUUACAGUUUUGAAUCAGUGAUUUGGAUUAGGCUUCGUUAUAUGAUAUAGAAUCUCCCAAACUAAAUGUGAACCUAAAAUGUUACUCAGCUCGAGAUUUGAUUUGUGACAAAAGUACCAGCCUGUCAGAAUUGAAUAAGCGUGUAUGUCAGCAGCGAGUGUUGUAACAUUGGUUUCUACCAUAUUAUCACUCCUUUUAUUCCGGCAUAUGAUGCUUUUUUUAGAAACCCUAGUUACCGGCUGUUGUGACCAAUCAGUGUGUUAGUGCUGUUAAACGGCAAAUAGUUUUGCCAAAUAUUUCAAGUUCUCUUCCGUUUGUAAAUACCUCCGGAAUUAAAUUGUUAAAUCGAGUGUUUUUAAAUUUUGAUUAUCACUACUGCUGACAUAAACAUAAAAGGAAUUUAAAAGUAAUGUUGCGUGGAAAAUGCGUCAUUAGUAUAGUGUAAUAAGAAGUAACCGAGAUAAACUUAAUUUUCUAUGACACAAUAGUUGUUUGGAAUCGUUACGUUACCGGGGUCCCUGUAGUUGUUUCCUACAUUCUAGCGGCCCUUCAUUCAGUUGAAAUGACUCUAAUAGUCCGUCUUUCAGAGUCCUUUGCUCUAGUUUUUUUAUUGUCGUUUUCCUCCUUUAGUGGAGAGUGAAGAACCGUUCAUGUGAAAAUAUAAAAAAGUAGGAAUCAAAAUAAGGUACUAACCAAUAAUUGAUUGCACAAAAUUUCUGUUGAACUAGGUCAACGUGAAAGUAACUUUGUAUUUACAUCGGCCUACACAGUACGUGACACGACUUUCAUCUAACCAAGGAAUAUUAACAGACGGUAAAGUUCAGUCAAAUAAUACAUAUGCUGUCCUUCCAUAGGAUGGUUAGAAUCAGGGAUUGAAUAUAGGUUUUUUGUCACGAUCCGACAGCUAGAAAGCUAUGUAGCAAAUAUGGAUGAGUGAAAUUCGCGCCAAAACCCAUGACAUGUCAUCCUAAAUCUUUUUGGCUCGUCCAUAAAUUGGUCUUGCUGAACAUUCCUUUCAAUAGAUUCUAUUCUCUUCUCCAAACAAAUAAUCCAAAAAGUGUCCAGGUUUCGGGCGAAUUACAUCGUUUAAAAUUAUAGCAUGUCAAUAUAGGAUUAUGUAAUAAGAUUUCUGUUGAGAUGACUAGUUCGGAACGUUAACUGGAAUAUGCUUAUACGUCAAAUGUAAUUGUGAGAUUAAUAAUUUUAAUGAAUAUAGAUUAGUUGGAUUGAAAUAAUUUAUUUGAAAGUAUAUUCUUUGUCUAUGUAUUGGUGUUAUAACUAACAUCGUUAGUAUGUAAUGUCUCAGCCAGUGUUCCUCUUUUCUAAUUCUGACUUAUCAUAAUCGUUUGGACAGUAUAUUAUUUCCUUAAGCGACUACGAUAAGUAGUAAAGUGCUUACUUUCAACCCUGUACCUCUAGUUUUGACGAUUAUUAGUGUCAGGCUUUUUUAUAAAACCGUAGGUAAAUUCCUAGUUAAGCUUCAAUUAAUGUGGUAGUCUUUCUUAGAUCUUACAAAUCGACUCUGGUCAAUUGUAUACAAACAAAUGACCGUUAUGCAGUCUUGUAAUAUGGUUUCCAAUCUUAGAUUCGGCAAAAUCACUACACUAAGUAUUCGUAUAAACCCCAAUUGCCUGAUAGUUUGGGGCCAAAUAUUCGACCUUACUUGAGCUCUUCAUGCAUGUUUCAGAGAUAGCAUUUACGUGUAGUCAUAGUAACUCAGUUGUCUAGUUUUAAACGAAAUAUAAUCGUUUAGGGUUCAAUCCACCCGAAAAGAAAGUUUAAUAUGAUAUUGAAAAUGUCUGUUCUUUUGUUUAAACCACUAAUUUAUGCAGCAAAACUUUCGGGGAGUGCAAUAACAAGUAUUGGUUAUAGUUUUAUAAAAAUAUAAGUCUAAUUACCACACAUGUACUACACUGCCAAAGGUUUAAUAGCCAAUGACAAAACUUCACUCUUAGUUGAUCGUCCUUGUGUCACAGACAGUGUUGUAGGAACACAACCUAAAUGGUCAGUCAGUCAGUAACAACGUAGAACUUCGUACGUACGUACAUCAGUUCGAGUUGCCACACCAGCCUAAAUGGGCUUCCUUUUAGCUUUUAAAAUACGGUAAACAUUAAUCAUUGACGCCAAAAGUCGUUGGAUGUGACAUGCCAUUUCUAGGCUGAUUUUUCAGGCUCACUGUCGAAAGCUUUGCUCAAGGAUAAGUUAGCCGAUAGAGAUGCUAUCAUUGUAUUCUAAGACAUUCAGCACUGUCGCUACGCUACUCCCAUAACAAAAAGUAACUAAGUCAACAUUUACUAGGUAUAUGGGCAUGAGCCAUACUAUGUAAGGACUAACGAGAGCAUUGUUAAUGACUCAGUGGGCUCCGUCUUUUAAUGGUCGCUUUGAAAUAAGAUAAAGUAUGGUUUUUUAGGAUCUGUGCUACCAACAGUUUAUAUAACACAAGGUUAGUAUAUUCAGCUAUCAGUAUUAUCAUUUUGGUUAUUAUAUAUUUUAUACUAGUGCUUUGGGUUUUAAGAUGCCUCUUAUCAGUACGAAGCUACAUGUAUUGAACCCGGUAUGGAGAAAAAAGAAACCUCGUGACACUGAGCAACAAGAAGAACCCGAACCAAAACCAGCAUUUAUCGUCCCAGAAACUCAAGAAAUCUGUACAUCUGCCGAGGAACUGCAGCGCAAAAUUACUAUAUAUAAUGAAAAUAUAUGGACUUGUCGUGUAACUGGGAAACCUAAUUUAACUUAUCGGGAAGCAUUGAAAACCGAAGCAACUGCUAUUCGGACACUAAGAAAGUGUUUCCCCAAGUUUUUUGAAAAAACCAUCCUUGAGCGCGUCCAUCUCAGUACUCUACCCCUGGAAUCCUUGGUACACAGCUGCUGGACCAUCAUACAUGAACAAUUUCAUAUUGCGGAACCUGUGAAACUUAAAGUUGACUCUGUUUCGAAUACACCAAUACGUGGAAUAAUUGAUGAUAUAAUAAAAUCUCAAACUGUACCGACACCUGUUCCGGAUAACACUUCACCGAAUAAUAGUGACAAAGAAAAUGUGACUAAAAAGAAUUCUCCCAUCAAGAAAAACUACGCUUACAGUGUUAAAGUCCUUUCGGAUAUCCCUGUUGUUGUACAUGAUGUUCCAGCCUGUUCCAUUGACCGUAUCAACCGAGCACCUUCCAAAGAUCAUAUCAAAAUGUUUAUUCGAAGUCAUGCUAUGCGUUAUGGACCAAACUUUACAGGUCCAUGGAUUGUAAAUGAGGAGCUUUUACGACGUCAUAAAAUACCUUUAAAAAGCCCCGGAUGUCAAGUUGAUAAAGUUAAGUUAAAACAAAUGUCCAAAGCCCUGGAGGAGGAAUACUUUGUACGCGUUAUGAACUCCCGACGUCAGUCCAACGGAGAAGGUACAUCAGAUGAUGUUACCUCAAGCACACCACUUAAUUUUAAACGUAUCAAGCGCUUCUCUGUUCUACGUGAAGACAACACUUCCAAGAUGCUUGAAGAAAAUGAAGAUAACUUACCGCUAGCUCAGUUAAAAGAUCGUUCUCAAUUUAAACAAUCAUUAGAGGAUAGUAGAAAGAAGAAAAUGAAACAGUCCACCUUAUUUCAAUUUGGUAAGAAAACUCCUACGAAAGAUGAAAUACCAGACAAGUCAGCAAUCAAUCGUCCUAAAAAGAAUACUAAUGAAAGAUCUGCAUUACCUCGAGUUGCUCAACAUCUCAUCAAAAUGUUUGGAGAAGAUCGUAAUAAUCCAGCCAUAGAAACUCAGAUAAGACUUUGUGCAAAAUUCAUAAGUGACGUAGAUAUUCUUAAGUUGCCUGUUGAAUUACGUGAUCCUGUGCGAUCAAAGAAAGAAGCGUUUGCGUUCAAAAAAAAGUUACUGACUAUGUCACCGACUCAACGAAAGCAAGCACUCCAAGAAAUGAAAGAGAAACAGAAGAUUGAACGUAUUCACGCUAAUAAAUUGCUUGAUGAUCAACAUCUUAUGACUGCUUUGCCUCAGUGCCCUCGUUUACCUGAACCUUCCAAACUUGAACUUCCUCCUAGUUUCAACGAAUCUUUGUUUGGACGCCUGCUAGGAUUAACAGAAUUUUUCCAUGUCUUCCAUAGCUUACUUGUUGAAGGAUCUGUUGAUGAUACCGAGGUAGAGAAUCCAUCUGAAAAUAAUGUCCUGUCUGGCUUUUGUCGCUUUCCAGUCGAAUCUCUUGUAGCCGGGGUUGGUGAACCGGGUUAUUCUGAUGAUGAUGACGAUGGUAAUACUGAUGAAGAAGAGGAAGAAGCUGGAUUGACUGAAUCAAAUGCUCCACUUCCGAAAAUAUGUAUAAAGUCAUUGCGUCGUCUAGGAUUGAAACGAUUACUUAACGCUGUCACCACAAAUAAUCCAUCAGCUGGUGCCUAUCGAUCACUAGCACGUCCUUUAAGUGUCCUAUUACGUUUAGUCUUAAGAGAUGAACAAAUAGGUAAAAAACGUGAGUUGGGCUUGAAACUGGCUAAAUUCCCAGUUACACCGUAUACAGCUCCUGAGCUCCUUAGAUUGACUCUUUUAAACGAAAUCCCAUCAAAUCAUGCUAGAACAACCAUAUUGGAACAAUUACGAAAUCAUGAUGCUCCAGUCACUGAUCCUAAUCCAUUUGACCAGAAUUCUGUGACACAACUUAUACACCACUUAUCCAACUCUGAUCUACAUGAACUGUUUCCAGAAAUACGUGUAAUAGCGUUGGAAUGGGCAGUGGAUAAAAUUUUCGAUCUUGAUCUUAUAGAUGAUCAUAUUAUGGCAUGUCAACGUCGUGCAGCUGAUGCUUGGCAAAGGAAAAUUCAGGUAUUACGUGAUAAAAACUUACGAAAAAAAGACAAAAAAGAUAAUGCAAAUGAAGCUAACAAAGCCACCAGUAAUAAUAAUAAUAGCAAUAAUAUAUCUACCAAUCAACUUGAUGAGUCGAAGUCUAAAGCAGACACUCCUACCGCUACUGCUGAUGAUAUCACAGAUUCUGAGAAUGACUUAGCAUCAAUUGUAAAACGCAGACGAAUUCUAGCUGCACGAGCAGCAAUAGAAAAGGAAGAAAAAGAAAAUCUGGAACGUCAACGCCGUCUGGAAAUGGCUCAAGAACAUGCUGAAGAACGUGCAAUUAAUACAGUUAGUCGACUUCAUGAUAUUCGGUCUACAGAAGCAAAAUGUGUUCUACGAAACAACCCUAUUGGUUAUGAUAGAUAUUAUCGUCGUGUUUGGUAUUUCCGUUGUUCUCCGGAUCGUUUGUUUUUGGAGGCUAAUUGGGCUUCCUCAAGUAUCAUGUAUUCGGUUGAUUCCUUUAGAAAAAAUGAAUCUGUCCCAAUUACCACUUUGAGUGAUGAAACAAUACCACAACCUGCUCAUGAUUUUGUAAAUAAUGGCACAUUAAACAGUGGAACUAUUUCAAGUUCCUGGAGUAAUUGGUAUUUUUAUGAUCGUCCUGAACAGUUAGAUGAAUUGUUAAAUUCAUUGCUAACUCGCGGUGUUCGGGAAAGUCAUUUAAAAAGUCAAUUAUUGGCAGAUGGAUUUCUGGAGUCACUUAAAAAAAGAUGGAGAAGUGGUCUCUCAAAUGAAUUGGUAAUUAAAGCUGACACAUUGAAUGGUACUCCUAUAAAUGUAGAAAAACAUCCAUCUCAUCGUAAACGCGAUCUUCCUGCUGGAGCCGCUUUGGCAGGAGCAUUGGUAAAAAAUAUUUUAGAUACUGAGGUUCGUCUAAGAUCCGGUGGUCUCGGUGGUGUACCAGAUUUUACAAAAUGGCAAGAGCGUUUAGCACAAAUACAAGAAUCCUAUGGAAUCCAACAAGAAACUCUUAAUGUAAAUUUGUCUUCAAAACCAAAUCUGUCAGCUUUAUCCAGUCUAUGUGAAUUACCAAAUAAAGAAGGACUUGCUAUUGCUCUUAUUGAAGUAGCUGAAAAUAUAAUACCUCGCUUUUUAAACGUUCCUGAUCUUUGCACCAAGUCAAAAUUCAACUCUAAUCAAAAUGGAACAAAUGAUUGUCAUGAUAUAAAAACUUCUUUUCCAGAUCAUGUACCAUUUUGUAGAUUUUCAUCUGGAGAAGAUUCAGACGCAUCUGAAAGUAAUGAUCGUUCACAGGAACUGGAGAAAGCUGUUUUAGACCCUGAAGCUCAUGAACUACGAACUCGUGCUUGGAUGACAGCUUGGCGUACUGAAGUUCAAAAUGCUCGUACACUGACCCGAUUAAAUCUCUUACAUGCAUGUCUGGAUGCAUGUGUUCGCUGGGAAAAGUCAGUGGAAGAUGCGCGCUGUCGUAUUUGUCGUCGGAAAACAGAUGAUGAUAAUUUACUACUUUGUGACGGUUGUAAUCUUGCUUUCCAUCUCUACUGUUUACGUCCACCAUUAAAACGUGUACCAACAGGUGAUUGGUUCUGCCCGACUUGUGGACCAGCCUCCCGUGCCCUUGAAAAGCGUAAGCGUGAAGAACGUUUAGCUCGGUCUGCAAGACGACGAAAACGUGCUUUGUCAUCUGAUGAUGAAGAACAAUUAAAUUCCGAUAAUAAUGAAGAAAGUAGUGGCGAAAGUGAAGCUACUCAAAAAAUCAAACGUCGAAAUCCCCGUUCAUUUCGAUCCAAAGGCGGUAAUGACUCAAGUGCGUUCAAUGUAAAACGUUCAGUUAGUCCAGCCAAUCGCAAUUCAGUUUCAUCUAGAAAUAUCAGACACGAUACAUCCUGUCUUGUUUGUUCAGAUUCAAUUGGUGAUUUGGUUCUAUGUUCCAACUGUCCCAAUGUAUUCCAUCUGGACUGUCAUGAUCCCCCAUUGCACCAUAUUCCACGUGGAGAUGGUUGGCAGUGUUCAGUUUGCCGGUCGAAUAAAAAACGUUCUACCAUUACUUCUUAUUUUCAAAGCAGAGAUUAUCGUCGGAAAACUUAUCAAGCAAUUUUCAAGAAACGAGCUGUCAGUCCAGAUGAACGUAGCGAAGAUGAAUUUUUAAAUAGUACAUCUUUUACUCGUUCAACACGAAGUAACAAUAGAUCUCGAAGGAAUAUCGCAAUGUCUGACACUGAUGAUGAACAACAAUCGAGUGAAGCAUCUUCAGAUGUAGAUAUCCGCUCUAAUAAUCAACGUCCAAUUUCUCGUCGACGUAGUGCUUCACGAUCAGCGUCUGCUCUUAGUUCACAACUAAAUAAAUAUCCAAAACGUAGACGACGACACUUGUCUGAUCAGGAGGAUACUUCAGAAACAGAACAAAUGGACGAAAAGUCUCAAUCUUUAUGUUCACACAUUCUUGAUGCCGUGUAUAAGCACAAACACUCAUGGCCAUUCAGAAAACCUGUUGAUAGAAGCCAAGUUCCCGAUUAUUAUGAAAUUAUAACAGAUCCAAUCGAUUUGUCCAUGAUGCGUGAUUGGCUUUCUGAAGGACGGUAUAACACGGAAUCUACCAGCGCAGGACUGAAGAAACUAGUACAUGAUUUAGGUACUAUGUUUUAUAACGCCGAAUUAUAUAAUGCUGCUGACUCAGACGUUUGGUUAGCUGGAGAGCAGUUAGAAAAAUUCGUGAAGAAUCAGUUCGCUCAUAUAAACACAGAUGUUAUCUACUCUAGACCAGCACUUGGUGAUGCAUGA
Messenger RNA from Schistosoma mattheei, 7769 nucleotides. The record is from the annotation of a GenBank genome assembly. Lineage: Eukaryota; Metazoa; Platyhelminthes; Trematoda; Strigeidida; Schistosomatidae.